UGACGUCAAAUACACGUUCGAAAAAGAAGCGCGAGCAAACGAAAUGAGCCGAGACAUACAGGAGAUUGUUUUGCUACAUCUUCUGAGUUGAUUCAGGUUAUAUUAUUUAUCUCUGUCUCUGUUAAAAUGUCUCUGUUAAAACCGUUCAGUAAACUUCCUGAUCUGAAUACGGCCAACAUCCUGCUGGUGGAGAAUGAGGAGCAGUUUCAACAGAAUUUGGCAAAUACCCUGGUGGAGGAGACGGCUGUAACUGUGACUGUGAGACUUGCCAAGAGUCUCCCGCUUCCCAUGGAGAACGAUGAGAGUCGACCGAGGAUCGACCUUGUGGUGUUCAUCAUUAAUCUGACCUCGGACAAGAGUUUUGAGUCAGCAAAAGCUUCUCUGAAAUAUUUGGAUCCUGGAUAUUUCCUUGGGAAAGUCUGCUUCAUGGCUACUAAUGCUCGCCAUGCCUCAGUCCGCACAGGGUGCCUGGAUGCUCUCAGACAGCUGGCCGUCUCGCUCCACUGCCCUCUGUUGUUUGCUGAGGAUCAGACUCCUGUAGGAGCAGCGAGUUCAGCGCGAAGGCUGCUCACUAUCCUCAAAGUGGCGUCCGGUCUCGUUCCGAACACCACCGCUCUGUACCUGUCCAACCUGACCAGGUGCACCAUGCCGCCGGACAUCGACCAGCCAAGUUUCGAUUAGCUCCCCUCUGUCAUUUGAUUGAAGCAAAAUCUUUCCUGCGGUCUUUGUUUGUAUUUAUUUGUAGUGCUUUAUUUCAUUUGUUUUCAUCUGUGUGUGUCUGUUGAUGUAUUGAGUUUUAAAGACGGUAGACCAUAGUUUGUUUGUUUUUUCCAAUAUGCUGUACAUUUAUGUAAUCAGGAUUUUUAACUUUGAAUUCUGUUUGUCAAAUAAAAAUGUAAUCUUAGCUCAUAGAGACAAGUCUUGUGUCGUCUUAAGUAGACACCGGACACAAGCUCAUUUCUGUGAUAUCUAAGGAGGUCAGAUAGGGGAAAAGGUGUGUCACCCGGAGCGUGUCCAGAGACACCGUCCCUAGAGUCACGUCUGCAUGCAAACACUAACACGCAAGCUAUUAAUAGUUAUCAUUUUGGCAAUUUUCCACCAUGCAGGAUGUUAAACGCAUGACCUCCGACUGAAGACCACAAUGAGUCGGUGAGACAAUGGAAUAUCUGCGAAAACAAUGGUAGCUUUGUGUCUUCUUGCUUCUCAAAGCUGUUUUCUCUCCAUGCUGUGCAGCUCCAAGACCUAUUUAGACACAUCCCAGAAAUGAUCUGAGCACGAAAUGUCCAUCUGCGCAUUGUCUGCACUUUACCCUGUCAGCUCUGUAGUACAAAGAGCAGCUGAUGACCUUUUGAGUCCGUGUAUGACUUCAUCUCUGGCAAGAAAUCUGGAAUAACGCAUCAAGAGGAUGUUCAUUCAGCUGUUUCAGAAAGAUGCUCUGAAAUAAGAGUUUGCAGAAUAAAAAUACACGCUGAAGUCAA
Poecilia latipinna (sailfin molly) is the source of this 1478-nucleotide messenger RNA. It is a transcript of the gene pane1, whose product is annotated as proliferation associated nuclear element. Bases 127 to 681 code for a protein of 184 amino acids. The transcript has 6 exons. The record is from RefSeq and is a predicted model, not a curated record. NCBI's taxonomy places the organism in Eukaryota, Metazoa, Chordata, Actinopteri, Cyprinodontiformes, Poeciliidae.